GUUUAUGGGGUGGGGGCGCGGUUUAGGGUCGGGGCUCGGUCCCAUACGCAGCGCCGCUGCCCUUCCGCGUCCAAAACGGGCCGGGCUGAGCCGAAUUGGGCCAUGGGGCAGAUUGAGUGGGCGAUGUGGGCCAACGAGCAGGCGCUGGCGGCUGGGCUCAUCAUGCUGACCGGUGGCAUCGUGGCGGUGGCGGGGCAGUUCAAGGGCUGGUACUUCGCCGUCUACGCCAUCGCUGCAGGCGUCUUCGUCUGCCUGCUCGAGUACCCCCGCAGCAAGCGCAAGAGGGGCUCCACCAUGGAGCGCUGCGGCCAGAAGUACAUGACGGCGGUGGUGAAGGUGUUCGGACCCCUGACCAGGAAUUACUACGUCCGAGCCGUCCUGCACGCUGCGCUCGCCGUCCCCGCUGGCUUCCUCCUCUCCACCAUCCUGGGCACCGUCUGCUUGGGCAUCGCCAGCGGCAUCUACCUGCUGGCGGCGGUGCGCGGCGAGGAGUGGAGCCCCAUCGAGCAGAAGCCCCGGGAGCGGCCGCGCGGGGGGGACACCAUCAAGCAGCCCCCCAGCAACCCCCCGCCACGGCCCCCCGUCGAUACACGCAGGAAGCAGCCGGCAGAAGAAGGGGGCCAGGUCAACCCCAUCCCCGUGGAGGCCGAAUAAUGCCCCGGGGGGGGGCAGCUUCUGCUGCUUGUGGCCCCCUUUCCACCUCCACCCGCUUCCCUGCUGCGCCCUGGGGGCACCGUGGUGCCUGGAGGGGGUCCCCAAAUCCCCGGGGGAUUCUCAGGUCCUUGUGGCCCCCCCGGUGCUCCCCAAAUCUCCAGGGGAUGCUCAGGUCCUUGUAGCCCCCUGGGGGCUCCCCGUAUCCCCAUGGCAGCCCCAGCUCCCCCCCACCAGCCACGCAGCUCCGCUCGCUGCACCCGCUCCUGCCUUGGUUUCAUUUUUAACGUUUUCAGCGCUUUUUUUGCAAUAAAACAACCAAAAAGUCCCAGA
Molecule: messenger RNA, 984 nt
Organism: Anas platyrhynchos (mallard)
Lineage: Eukaryota; Metazoa; Chordata; Aves; Anseriformes; Anatidae
Gene: CYBA
Product: cytochrome b-245 alpha chain
Molecular function (GO): heme binding
Source: RefSeq, a predicted model, not a curated record